Messenger RNA from Mytilinidion resinicola, 2040 nucleotides. RefSeq lists its product as uncharacterized. The record is from RefSeq and is a predicted model, not a curated record. Lineage: Eukaryota; Fungi; Ascomycota; Dothideomycetes; Mytilinidiales; Mytilinidiaceae. Bases 241 to 1863 code for a protein of 540 amino acids. The transcript has 3 exons.
CAAGCCUUUGUUGUCUUCAGCGGCAGUUUCCAUCGCAUCGCUUUCUCCAAAAAGAAUGGGAAGGGCUAGUCCGUAGUGCGGGGUUCCUGCAUAUUCGUGUUUUCUCUACUGCAUUGCGUCAUCUUUUGCCUUGCGAUAUAAGAGAAAUCAACACUUAUUGGAUUCAACAACAUUGGCAGAGGCCUUUAUCGUCUUAAUACGAAACCAGGAAAAGCGUCGUAAAGUCCCCAGUUCGCCAACAUGUUCUCAUCUCUAGCGCGCAUACCUCAGCUCACCUCUCUUUUCUCUCUCUUGAUCAUCACAACUUUCUUUUCCCCAGCCACAGCGAAUUGGAAGUACAAAUCCCGCCCCGACCUCUCCCCACCAACCCUAAACAUUACCACCCCCGCCACCUUCGCUAUAUCCCCCGGCUACAUCUUCGUCGCGCCUUACUCGUUCCCAGGCUGGGACCCACCCCUCCCACACGGACCUCUUCAACCAGGCCCCUACAUCUUCACCUCCAGCGGCGAGCUCGUAUGGUCCGGCUUUGGCUACAUCAGCGGCUACGUCGCGAACUUCCAAGCUGCAAACUGGAAAGGCGAGGAAGUCCUCUUCGCAUUCGAAGGGAGUUUGAAUGGGGAAAAGGGGCAUGGUCAUGGACACGCCACAAUUUUAAAUGGGAGCUACGAGUCGAUUAAACAGGUGAGGGGGGCAGGGAGUAAGGUGUUGGAUGUGCAUGAGUUUCAGGUGUUGGAUGAGAGGACAGCGGUGGUGGAGAUUUAUAGACCCACGCCGUUUGAGUUGAAGAAGUUUGGGGCGGGGCCGCGGAGUCAGUGGAUUGUGGAUGCCGUGUUCCAAGAUAUUGAAAUCGAGACCGGUCGCCUCUUAUUCGAGUGGAGCAGUCUUGAUCACGUGCCUCCAGAAGAAUCUGUCUACUCAAUCGCCUCAUUAGCAUUCGGAACCGGCUACAACAGCUCUGAUGCCCUCGACUACUUCCACAUCAACUCCGUCGACCGCGACGCAGACCACAAUUACCUAGUGUCUGGCCGCCACACGUCAACCAUCUACAAGAUCAACGGUACCUCCGGUGCCAUCAUCUGGCGCCUCGGCGGCAGGCACUCCAAUUUUACUCUAGCCCCCGGCGUCGCCUUCAGCUUCCAACACCACGCCCGCUUCAUCUCCCACUCAAAGGAAGGGGACAUUGAGAUCAUCAGCCUCUUCGACAACUCCGGCCCCGAACUAAACGGCAAACGUGGCGAAUACGCCAACGAAUCCAGUGGCAAACUCCUUUCUCUAAACACGACAUCCUGGACCGCGGCACUGAUCCAGGACUUUCCAGCGCCACACGGCGUCUUUGCUGUCUCGCAAGGCAACACUCAAAUCCUCCCCAAUGGCAACGCCUUCGUCAGUUGGGGUUCCGCUGGCGCCAUCACUGAAUACUCGCCCGACGGUACGGUAAUCUUCCACGCGUACCUCGAAAGCGGCGACCUCUGGGCCAACGGCAACGUGCAGAACUACCGCGGCUUCCGCUUCAACUGGACUGGGGUUCCUCACGAGGACCCAGCUGUAGUGGCGUUAAGGCAUGGGGAAAGCACGGUGGUGUAUGUGAGUUGGAAUGGGGAUACUGAGACGGACGUUUGGGCCUUUUACGGGGUUGAUGCGAAGGGGAGAGAGAUUAUUGUCGGGGAGAAGAAGAGGGAGGGGUUCGAGACGAGCUUUUAUGUAUGGAGUGGGAAGAAGUGGAGUGGGUUCUUUGCGGAAGCGGUGGGGAAGGAUGGGAAGGUGAAGAGGAGGAGCACGAUUGUGAGGCCUGAGAAGUACAUAUAUAAGUAUGUGCCGGGGAGGGAUGACUUGGUUUACCAGCAAGGCCUAGACGAGCUAUAGCGGGCGGGCUAGUGGGUCUUGAAGGGCUGUGCAGAUACAGUGAGUACAGACACAGUAGUAAGAUUGCCUACAUGCUUCCGAAAAUUUGUAAGAAGUGUAUCUAUGCACAUGUUGAAGUAUUCCAAGCAGCGACGAAGCAGUGAACGCAUACAUAGGUUGUACAUGAUUUACAGUCUC